AUGACAAACAAACACAAACCGUUACACGCGACAACUACGCUGGACACCACCGAAGCCUUUAAAUAUAUUUGGUCGUGCUGGCGACUCUUUGGUAUGCAUCGCGAUUUAUAUGAACGCCGGCUCAACUGGGUUUAUCUCAUUCUACUCAAUUUGUAUUGUGGAGUAAUUUAUCCGAUGCUUUAUAUCGGCUCGUUCUUCACACCCAUGGAUUUGAGUCAGAAACUAGCCAAUAUCAGUGUUGCUGUGCCGAUACUUUACACUUUCGGCAAGCAUGUCGUUAUAGUUUAUUAUAUACGUGAAGAUCUGCCGAAAGCCUUAGCACAAUUGAAAGCAUUAGAUAGGCUCGCGGAGACGCGUUCGGAGGAUCGUGCUUAUAUGCAGAAGAUGGUGAAGAAUUGUCACUUGGUAUUUUUCGUAAGUUUUGUUAGCUUCUGGUUUGCCUUACUCUCCUAUGGUGUACUGGAAGUUUUUCGCCAUAAAUUACCCUUCGAAGGUUGGGUACCGUUCGAUUGGACGCGUUCGGAGGCCGCUUAUGUGGGCGCUUGUGCCAUACAAUUGAUCGGGUUGGGUAUAGAAACGACGACUGCUGUUUGUUGUGAUACCUAUGCGGUUACGUAUUUAAUUUUGUUGGUGGCGCACUUGCGUGUCUUGAAUGGACGCAUUGAACGUGUGGGUAGCGCUGGUGCGGCGAGUGAUGCGGAGAGCUAUCGGGAGCUGGUCGCUUGUGUGGAAUAUCAUAAAGAGUGCAUGAGCUACUACAACAGCUUACGUCCAACGCUCUCUGGCAUUUACUUUAUACAGUUUCUCAGCACCGGUUUGGGUCUCAGCAUGCCGGCUAUUGCUUUUGUCGGUGGAAAUUUCAGUUUCUCUCAUGUAAUAAAAUUCCUAAUUAUUUUUGGUGCCAUAAUUAUCGAAGUGGCGCCGUGUUGUUGGUUCAUGGACGAGGUUUUGUUUGAAAUGCGCAGAUUGACCAAUGCCAUGUUCUCGUGUCGUUGGUACGAACAGAAUUUGAAAUUCCGCAAUGCUCUGAUUAUCUUCAUGCAACGUUCGCAAAUAGCUCAACCGGUAUUAGCGGGCAAUUUAAUCCCUGUCUCUUUGGAGACUUUUACAAAUAUAAUUAAGUUUGCAUUUUCAUUGUUUACAUUGUUAAACCAGUUGAAUUCUUAA
Molecule: messenger RNA, 1167 nt
Organism: Bactrocera tryoni
Lineage: Eukaryota; Metazoa; Arthropoda; Insecta; Diptera; Tephritidae
Product: odorant receptor 33b-like
Exons: 3
Coding region: 1-1167 (388 amino acids)
Biological process (GO): detection of chemical stimulus involved in sensory perception of smell; sensory perception of smell
Cellular component (GO): plasma membrane
Molecular function (GO): olfactory receptor activity; odorant binding
Source: RefSeq, a predicted model, not a curated record